AUGGCUCCUCCUUCAUACAGUGAUCUCGGCAAAGCCGCACGCGACGUCUUCAACACCGGCUAUGUAUUCGACGUGCUCAAGUUAGACGUGAAGACCAAUCAAAACGUAGAAAUCAAGGCUGGUGGUACUCAGCAUUUGGUCUCGGGCGCUGUAAACGCCAAUUUGGAAACCAAAUAUGUGAUUAACAAAUCUAAAUACUUAUUUACAUUGGUUGAGAAAUGGAACACAAAUGAUGUUAUGACUACUGAAGCUUCUAUAAGCGGCUUGUUACCUGGUGUCAAACUUACAACUGAUGGUACAUUUGACCGCAAGAAACAAACUAAGGCUGUAAGAGUGAAGUCUGAAUACAAAAAUGAUUAUGUCUCACUCAACUUGGACACUGAGUUUAAAGCACUGAAACCUGUUAUUAACGCUUCUGCUGUAGUUGCUUACAAUGGAUGGUUGGGAGGUUUCAAUGUUAAAUAUAACACCAAUGACAAAUCAGUACAGUCUAACAAUCUUGCUCUCAGCUACAUUGCUAAGCAAUUUGUGUUUACCACCACUGUAAAUGAUAACAAGUUGUUUGGUGGCUCAGUUUUCCAAAAAUUAUCUGAUCAAUUAGAUUUGGGUUUGCAAGUUUCUUGGUCAUCUGAAAACAAUGAUUCUUCACUUGCUGUUGGUACCCAAUACCAACUGAACAAUGAUGUUAAGUUGCGAGCCAAGAUCAAUAACAAGAGUCAGUUGUGCCUAGGUUCUGGUAUUAAAAUCAAAGAUGGUGUUACAUUGACAUUGGCCAGCUUAAUGGAAUGUCGUCAGUUCAACCAGGGCGGUCACAAAUUUGGUAUCGGCUUGGAACUUGCUUUGUAA
Molecule: messenger RNA, 846 nt
Organism: Macrosiphum euphorbiae (potato aphid)
Lineage: Eukaryota; Metazoa; Arthropoda; Insecta; Hemiptera; Aphididae
Source: the annotation of a GenBank genome assembly